AUGCACAGCACCACUAUAACAAUGGUAAAGGGUAAAGGUCUUGGCUUUGACCAGUUCUCAACGGAUGCGCCAUGCAUUCGACUUCAUGAAGUAUCGUUGGAGGUGUGGCGUCACGGUGACCGUUUGCCUCUGCAAAUCUGUCCGACUGAUCCAAUUCAAGAAGAUGAUUGGGAACUUGGUGGAGGAGGAAUAGGACAACUUACACCGAUAUACGUUCUAUCGACAGAUGUGAAUAGGACAAUUGUUUCGGCGAUGUCAAAUAUGCUGGGUAUGUACGGUCAACACGAUGGCUCCAGUCAGGCUGGAGUCGACUACCCGGAUCAGAUCGGUUGGCCGGCCGGCUAUGUACCAAUUCCUGUACACACCAUAGAUUUUAACACUAACCACGUUGGAAAUCCUGAAGCAAAAUGCAAUCGAAUGCCAAUUCUGUACAAUAUGGCGAAAAAUUCCCGCGAACUACAAACAUUUCUGAAAAGACCGGAUGUUGUGGAUUUAUUUAAUAAGCUGACGCGGUUCUGCGGAAAAACCAUCGAUAUCGAGAAUUUGUGGACAGUUCAUGACACGUUGUUUAUUGAGCAAAUUUACAAGAACGCGACGUUGCGGGAAAACAAUACAUGGUUUACAGACGAUCUCUACAACAAGAUUGUUGAUGUGGUCAAUGAGAUUGUAGGCUACGAAAACGGCGUGUUUGAUGAGACUGUAAUGAUAAAUAACCUCGAUAUUGGCCUGGAAAUGAGGAAGAUCCGAGGUGGUUCGUUGAUCAACGAUAUCAGUGGACGUAUGAAUACGAAACUCGACUGUAUGAACCUUGUUAGUACUAAGUGCAACUGGGUCAAGCCUCUGAAGUACUUUGUAUAUUCGGCGCAUGACACCACCGUCUAUGCACUUCUAUCAGCACUGGGUAUUGCGAAGAAAGUUAUUCGUUCUGGCGGCUAUCCACCGUAUACGUCAGCUGUGUUUAUCGAGUUAUGGAUGAAUCAAACCGACAACCAGCCGUAUUUCAAAGUAAAAUUAUGA
This is a messenger RNA of Angiostrongylus costaricensis, 1017 nucleotides long. NCBI's taxonomy places the organism in Eukaryota, Metazoa, Nematoda, Chromadorea, Rhabditida, Metastrongylidae. The record is from the annotation of a GenBank genome assembly.